AUGGCUCCAAAAGUUGCAAUUAUCACAUACUCGAUGUACGGACACAUCCACACCAUGGCCGAGGCCAUCAAGGAGGGUGUGGUUUCCGCUGGCGGUGACGCCACCAUUUUCCAAGUUCCUGAAACCUUGAGUGACGAGGUUUUGAAACUUAUGCAUGCUCCUGCUAAACCAGACUACCCAAUUGCUACCAUGGACACUUUGACCGAGUACGAUGCUUUCUUGUUCGGAAUCCCAACCAGAUUCGGUAACAUGUCUGCUCAAGUCAAGGCAUUUUGGGAUCAAACUGGUGGUUUGUGGGCCCUGGGAGCUCUCUACGGUAAGCCAGCUGGUAUUUUCGUUUCCACUGGAACCCCAGGUGGAGGUCAGGAAGUCACUGCUAUGACCGCUCUUACCCCAAUUGUGCACCACGGUAUGAUUUUCGUGCCUUUGGGUUACGGUCCAGCUUUCCCAUUGCUUACCAAUUUGGAAGAAGUUCACGGUGGUUCUCCAUGGGGUGCUGGAACUUUAGCCGGAGCUGACGGAUCCAGACAACCAACCAAGUUGGAGAAGGAGGUUGCUCACAUUCAAGGCAAGACCUUUUACGAGAAGAUCUCUAAGCUUCAGUAG
Messenger RNA from Meyerozyma guilliermondii ATCC 6260, 606 nucleotides. RefSeq lists its product as uncharacterized. Gene Ontology annotation, molecular function: NAD(P)H dehydrogenase (quinone) activity; FMN binding. The transcript has a single exon. Lineage: Eukaryota; Fungi; Ascomycota; Pichiomycetes; Serinales; Debaryomycetaceae. The record is from RefSeq and is a predicted model, not a curated record. Bases 1 to 606 code for a protein of 201 amino acids.